AUGUAUGAGGAAAUUCAUUUAUAUUUUAAAAAAUUAAGCCCUACCAUAAAGAAGAGUAGCAGGAAUAAAUAUCUCAAAGAUGAUGAAGAACAUGCCAAAAUAAAAAUAAAAAGGGAACAAAACGGUUCAAACUACAAAACCUUGACCUUGACUCCAUCAACUGAAAAUAGCAAUUCAGAUAGUAAGUUUAAUGUUAAAAACUCAACAAACAAUCACAACAUGAGUCUCAACAACCAAUGCAGCCUGGUAUGUCAGCAAUGUUUCAAUCCUGGCACAAAUUAUAUUUGUUAUCCCCAACCGACUAACGCCAUAAAAUAUAUGAGUAACAGUGCUCUAAAACCUCUCUCUUGUCAACCAUGUUGUCAGCCGUGUUCUCAACCUGUCAUGGAAUGCUUCUCAAAAAGACCAGCACCUCUUGUAGCACAAGCCAAAGUGUUGAACAAACCCCAACCGUACAUCGCAUUCACUCCAUCUAUUUCACCACCAUGCUCGCCAGUUUGUCAACCACAAUGUUUAUCUCCGUGUCCCCAGCCAUGCAUUAUACCGGGUCCAGUACAACGUCCAAUACCACCACAGCCAAUUUGUUACUGCAUCCAAUGUUCUCCUUGCUUGCAAUCACCUCUUUUAUCAAACUCUCCAACAUAUUUAUCAGGUUACUCGCCAACUUGUGUUCAACAAUGCUCAUCGCCUGCAGUCCAGCAAUUUUGUGUUCCACAAAUUACUGUGCCGAAAACGAUUUUGUGCGAAUCAGUUCAGCCAAAAUGUACAAAUAUAAUGAGACAGAAAAAUAUAACCUCUUGUUCACCAGGAUACGUAACAAAAAGACACCACAAAUGUUCAAAAUCAUGCUCACCGUGCUGUUGUCCAACUAAUGAAAGUGCACAACUGAUGAAAUGCCCGUGCGUCAAUGUUCCUAUACAAUCCAUUGAACAACGAAAGGAAAAUUUGAAAAAAAAUCAUCGCUUGAAAAAAGUUUCAAUCCAUCCAACCCAACAGUUAUCCAAAAGCAAUGUACAAAAAAAAAUUCAUGAUUAUCAACAGAAACUACGUAACAAACAAUAUCAACCCAAAAAGUAUGGAAAAUAUUCAUCAAGAAGUCCUUUUUCAAAAUACUCCUCAUUGAGAGACAACAGCAAAUCACCUUGUACUUACAAAUGCUUCUUGUUAAGUUCUUCUGAACAUGGUAAUGAAUAUCAGUGUCUACGAACCGAUGUUUUGUUGAAAGAUAGGGUUUUAGCGAAUUCGAUAAAAAAACGUCAACAGCCUUUAAAAUUAAACAAUCGCAAAAUUUCUCAAGACGUUGUUGUUGAAAAGAUGAACAUGGGUCCUUCGAAUUUGAUAAAAAAUCGUCAACUGCCUUUAAAAUUAAACAAUCGAAAAAUUUCCCAAGACAUCGUUGUUGAGAAGAUGAACGUGAAUCCUAUUUCUUGCGAUACAAUAUACGAUCAAAAUACGCCUUUAAGUCUGAGAGGAAGAAAUCAUCCAUGCAGUUGUUAUUACAAUAGAAACCGAAAUUUUAUACCGAGACAAAAUUGUCAACCAUGCCAUAAUUGCUUUAACCAACACUGCAAAUGUUUCAUACGAUGUCCAUACAGAUCGAACUCGCUACCUCGCAUGCCGUCAUAUUGCCACGGAUAUCCUCAAUCGGAAUUCAAUAAUUAUUCCUCAUAUAAAAAUAAUUACGAUCUGCCGAAUGAAUUUCAUCAAGAUGAUGAUUAUAUGUAUGGAAGUGAGUACGAUGUAAUUGAUGAUCCGCAGUCUGAAAAAUAUCCCUUUCGUUCCCAUUCCUUACCCCCUCAAUUAUUUCCAGUCACGAAAACUCAGAGAACUUUAAUAAAACCACCAGUGAGAAACGAGAAAAAAAUUUCCUUCCAUCCAAGAGGGGUCUCUCAGUUAAGACGCACAUCACGUUACAACGACGGGACGUACGACCGUCGAUAUUUAAAAAAUUAUCCAACAAAGGGAAUGCACCUAGAAACAUUCGGUAGUGGUAAAAAUUACGAAGAAGAACAAGUAGUCAUGUUGGACGCAGACAUUGAAGACGGUGGUGUCUACGAAUUCGAUUACAACAUGUUGCAAGCGAAUAACAAUUACGGCUUUAGCAGUUCUGAAACGGAUGAUGACGAUUAUGAGAAUGAUGACGAUUAUGACGACUACUACGAUGUUGGAUGUGGAGAUUGUGUUGAGGAUGAAUACGUGUAUGAUUCCUACCUGCCUAGGUAUGACUGUAAUUAUUUCUGUGACUACCAAGACGAAAUACCCUAUGAAAUUGAAGAAAUAGUAUUAUUAGACCAACCAAAUAUGAUGUAUUGUCCAAACUAUUUCCAUUGCCCACCGAAACCAUGUUGCUGUUGUAACAGUUGUCCAAUGCCUGUCACAAACAUGUUUUCCAUGCAAGACAACUCCGAUUUGAUCCAUAAAUUAAGCGGAGAAAAAACCAACUGUAAAGCUAUAGAUGCCAAAGUUAAGAAAGCGUUAGAAAAAGAUCCUACGUACUGCCGUUUAAUGAAAGAAAGAGAUGAAAUCCGAGUACAAAAAGAAGUAGACAAAAUUUUAAACUCAAUACUGAUGAAAAGAAAUAUGCUUAACUGCUGCAAUAAAAGUUGUUGUUGUUCUCCUUGCUCUCCUGUGUGUCCGUGUACAAAUUAUUUCAACCAAUUCUAUCCUUGUCGUUCCCAUCCAAUUUGUUCUUCUUCUCCUUGCUGUAAUUCUCAAGCUCAAGUUAUUGUAGUUCCUAGUUUUUAUGGCAAAUCCUCGUCUAGCAGCAGUUCUUCAAACUGUCUUAAACCAAAAUUAUUUUCCCGUUCGAAAAGUUGCAAACCAUGCAGCAGUCAUUUACAAACAAUGGUACCAAUAACCGGAUCACCUUCGUGUAUUCCUCAGUCGCCUCCAAACAUUUAUAAUUGGUUGUACCAUAGUUGGCCUGGAGUAGGAUCUUCUUGUGGUACAAUGGGAUGUUAUCAGCCGCCCUGCUGUAACCCUUGCACAAAGUAA
Molecule: messenger RNA, 2994 nt
Organism: Helobdella robusta
Lineage: Eukaryota; Metazoa; Annelida; Clitellata; Rhynchobdellida; Glossiphoniidae
Exons: 2
Coding region: 1-2994 (997 amino acids)
Source: RefSeq, a predicted model, not a curated record